This is a messenger RNA of Bactrocera dorsalis (oriental fruit fly), 11493 nucleotides long. RefSeq names its product serine-rich adhesin for platelets. NCBI's taxonomy places the organism in Eukaryota, Metazoa, Arthropoda, Insecta, Diptera, Tephritidae. Bases 1072 to 7707 code for a protein of 2211 amino acids. The record is from RefSeq and is a predicted model, not a curated record. The transcript is spliced from 9 exons.
ACAUUUUAUAAACUUGGAUUUAGUGUGCAAUGCUUAAUUUAUGAUAUACGCAUGUUAUGUUUAACACAAAUAUAAAAUAAAACUAUUUUGUUCUAUAUAUUACAUACGUGAUGGACAUUUCUAUAGAAUUUGUUAAUAGGUAAAGUUUUUAAAGACUACAAAUAACUAGUGUACAUUUCGUAUCAACCCUUCACUUUAUGUUUAUGUGUAGGUAAUGUUUUUGAUUUUCGUUUCGGUUUUAUUUUCUGCCUUUCGCAUCUUCGCUGUCAUUGUGGUUGGUUGUUCUGAUUAGCAUUUUCGCACGCGCCUCUAGUAAAUUCAUAAUUUUUAUAAAAAAAUCUAAUUUGAAAAUAGUGCGAAGAUAUAAAAAGCAUAUUGAAGAUUAAAUGCAAAAAAUCGCUAUCGAAACUUUUUAAAAGUACUUUGCACGAGAAGAUUAGUGUGCUGUUGACAUUGUGUAACCACGAAGUUGACAACAAAGAGUGUUUUUAAUUACGAAUUCGCACCCAUUUAUUGCAGACUAUCUAGAGUUUUUUUUUUAUAAUUUCUGCACACCUCGUAAGAAUAAUUAAAAAUGUAUUCAAUUAUUUUGUUGGAGUAAAUUCAUUGGACCUUAAUCAAAUGAAAUUAAAAUAUUGCAAAAUAGGCCCAUGAUAACAUGCGAUAAAAGUCAAAUUCGCAUGUGAGUGCAAGCAAAAAAAUUAGCAGUAUAAUAUUCGGAGUAAAUGUUUUAAAAUUAAAUCGAGUGAAAAGUGAAUAAAGACGCCAGAACACAAGCAAAUAAAUAAUCAAAAUAUAAUAAAUACAAAAAAAAAAUCAAAAGUAUAAAAAAUAGAGUAAACGAAAGACAGAAAGAGAAAGUGAAAAAACAUACUUAAAGAGUGCAGCAACAAAAAUACUAAACAAAACGCUAAACGGGAGCAACUGACUACGAAAUUGUUUAAAUAAAUUAUUUUUCAUUACACUGAUAUAAUUUUAAUUUCUCAAUUUGAGUACUUUAUAAAACAAACAUACGGAUUAAUUCGGAAGUUACAUUUACCAAAAAACUUUAUAAAACCUGUUGGGGGGAAUAUGAGUUAUAAUAAAAAUAUUGAAAAUGAGAAACAAAAUCCAGUCAUUAUUGAAGAAACAAAAAUAUCAACUGCUGCAGUGACAACAUUGGCUGAUUCAAUAAACAUCAGCAAAACAGUUGAAAAUGAGAAGUGCAUUGAUAGUGAAAAGCAUAGUAGUGAAGAUUUUCAGUUACCAAUACGGCACACAACAUAUGAGAUCACAAAGAAUUUAGUGCCAGUAAUUGGUAAAUCUAUGUUUGCAAUUAGUGAUGAAAGCGAAUUAGCAAGCAUAGCAACUGUUAGAGGAAAUGACGAUGGAAGUGCGAUCACUAACGUCAUUAAAGAAGAUGAUCAUGCUGCCAUACCGCCUGUCGUUUCUUCUAAAAACCAACCGAGCGAUCAUUUGUGUAUUAAGAAUUUAACCACAAAGAGCAAUGAGAUCAGGCCAACGGAUGCUGUAAAAGCAGAUGUUGUGGGGGAUGGUACACAAAUGUUACAUUUUGCCAAAGAACCAUGCGCUGAAACUACAACAACAAAUAAAGUGACCGUACUAGAAAUAACAACAUCUAAACCACCAAUACCGCCUACACCGCCCUCUUCACCGUCAUCGCCCACCUUAGCAAUGUCAAUGCAAAGCGGCGCAACACAUCUUACGCACACCUCAAGCGAUACCACAUUAAGCGUACAGUCACAAAUGUGCCCCAAUCAGCAGCAGCAGAAAAUGAGAAGCUAUCAUGAUACUAAGCAAACAACGAUGUGGUCUAAAGAUUCAGUGCUAGGGUCAAGCGGUAGUAUAAGCAUUGACAAAUCAGCUAUUAACGUAAAAACAACAGUGUUAUCAAGACACACGGGUGCUAUUACAAAAACUGGUGCUUGCAGUGUUACAGUUUCACCGUGCUCAUUACGCAAAGGAUCUGAUCCGAUUAGCGCAUUGCCCCGUCGAGUGUCAUUUCCAAAAAGUGAUAAUGAACUGGUUACAGGCUACCUGGAGCCAGCAAACCCAUGGGGACAGGCAUGUUUGGUUAAGAGCAUUUCCGAAAUUGCCGAACUCUAUGUGAUGUCAUGCCGCAAACAUAAAACAAAACCCUUACAGACUGUAUUGGAUCACUUGAAAGGUGUUGAAUUAAAUAAACAACAACGUCAGCCAGUGCUAUCGUUAAAAACAAUUAAAUUGGCGGCCAGCGAUUGUGAAGCAUUGGAGGAAAUUUUUAAACGGGUACAGUACAAAUUUAUAGAUCUCUCAUCAUGUGAUCUGGACGAAUGGGCGACAAGUGCACUCUUCGAAAUGAUCGAGUAUUAUGAGGCCACCCAUGAAUUGGACAUCUCAUCCAAUUCCAAAGGUAUGACCAUGCGCGGUUGGGCUGGUUGCAUGGCUAUGGUGAAGCAUAGCGAAGAAUUGCGUGUUCUAAUCGCACAAGGCAAUCCAAUUUCGAAGCAAAGCGCCGAUGGUUUGGGACUGGCGAUAAGUGCAUCUAAUUUGCAUACCUUAAAAUUGGAACAUUGUGGUUUAAGGGGUGCGCUGGAUGGCUUAUGUUUUAAAUUGCGCUCAAAUUCCAUACUUAAAGAGCUAUGGUUAGCACAUAAUGAUUUAGAUUGUAAAGAUGCUGAAGCUAUUGGCUCUUUGCUGAAAUACAAUCACUACAUUGAACUGAUUGAUAUAAGCAACAACAAUAUUAGAGAUAUGGGUCUGCUUUACAUCGUCGACGCAUUAAUACUGCAAUCCAGUGAAUUGGAACGGCGUUCGAUGUUGCAUCGUUCGGCGGCAAUAGAUGACGACGACAGUUUGUCAUCAAUUGAUGCAUCACAAACAACUGAUUUAGACUCUAGCGAUUCGUUCAAUGCCAGUAGUAAGAGCAGCGUUGACGAAAACGCGGAAAAUAGUGAAAGUGAAGAUAAAGUUCCAGAUAGCAAGCAGAAAGUAAGCAAUGUUGAUAACUCCACGGACGUUUUUAGCACGUUGAAGACAACAGAUAAAGUCACAAAUGCUGCGGUGUUAGUUGAAGUAACGGUGUCACAAGCAAACAACACAAUUCUAAAUGGCAAAUCUUCAGUUGGCGCUGCUGUGGCGUUAACAACAGCGUCCAAUGUGUCAUCUUUGGACGAAAUGGACGGUGAUGACGACACGGAAGACACAGUAAAAUCAAGCAAUCAUAAAAAUGGCGCAUUUGCGCCAACUGGGCAAUCAAUGUUGGAUAAGCUAUUGUCCAUGAAUAGCGAAAGCAGCAGCGAAGAGGGCGCGUCGAAUUUGUCCACAGAUACCAUAGCGGCAUGUGGCUCUGAAGAUGCAAGCAUCACCAGUGAUGAUAUAUUUGAUACGUCUGCGGCAACGGGGACGACAAGCGCAUCGAACGAUACGCAUAAGGGUAACUCCAACAUGAAGGCGGCAAGCGACUUAUUGGCGCGGGUGGCAGCGCGGGUGGAAAGCGUGACGGACUCAAAUCUAGGUCAAGCUAAAGAAGUGGAGGAAAUGGUGUUGAUAGAUAUUACACCUUCGGAGACAGAUCCAGGCAUCGCAACGCUUGACAACAGCAGUAAUGGGAGUAGUGGUGAAGGAACCGUUAGUCACAGUAACAACCAUAGUGAGACUAUAUCGGCCAGCUCGCCAUCAAGUAAUGAUGAGAACAAUGGCAACAACAAUACAACAAGCAGCACAAUUUCCGACAUUAGUGGCGACGAAGACGUUUGCAGAAAGUAUCACGACUUAGGCGGACCGGCGGCACAAGAUCAGGAUAAUCAGAAUCAAAAUAUACUCUUAGGUCAGCAAGCGAACGCGCCAAAUGUUACCGAUAUCUUCGAAGUAACCGCCGGCGAAGGUGAUUGCACGAUUGCGGAAGCACCUGCCGCCAUUUCUAAUAUCGUUGAUGAUGAUCGUUUACAGUUAGAGCAAACAACAACAUUACUGCAGCAACAGUUACCGGCCUCGAAGGCGGUCGAUGUGAAUAAGAACUCAAAGCUGGCCGAUGAUUAUGACGAUACGCACAGUACUGAUUCUGCAUUUGAAAGUGCCUCCGAAGGUGAUAUUAGUAGGCAUUUGCCAGAGGAAUAUAGUCGGCUAUCGUCCUCCUUUGACGGUGCGCCGAUGGACGAUAUUGGGAAAGGUGUAGCCAUUGAAACGGGUACUAUAGCUACUGAGUCUACAGAGUAUUUGGCUGACGCGGGUGUAACGCCAACUUCUACACCAACACCGCCGUCACCAUUGAACAUACGACAAUUGGGUGUCCCACCACUAAGCGCAUUGGAGGAGGAUAUUGAUGCGAAUUGUCGAACAAUAACACCAAAUACGGGUUUCACAGCCAACACAUAUGCCAGUGUGGUAAAGGCGUCGAACGAGCAAGAGAAAGCAAUUGCUACAAUGCAAAUAACAACAAACACAGUUGCAGCGUCUAAAGCAGCGGAUAUACAUGAAAAUGUUUUGAAUGAAUUGCCAUCAAUGCCAAAAGUCACUAUCGUCUCUGACAGUCUGGUGGCUAAGGAUAAGGAAGCGCAUGGUAAUCGAUUAAUACCAACACCACCGCCACCGUCGACCUCGCCAGGCGGCGCUAGUCAGGGUAUGCGUCGUACAGAGUCAUCGGUCACCUUCAUUACACCUGCCACACGUCAUCGCUCGCAGAGUUCAGAUAGCCUUUGUAGUGACAAUUCACUGGACGGCAGCAUUAGUAGUGAUCUUAAUUUCUCCACUUCAUCACAGCUAAAUGAAAAACUUACCAAAAAUGAUACACUCACGCGGCAACAACGACAAUCGGAUGCACGCACCGAGCCCGCGGUGAAAACACCCAGCGGCUUGAAAGCGCUCGCUUUGUGGAAUAAUAAUUUGAGUAAAGAGGCUGGCUACUACAUAGCGAACUUGCUAGCGGAGACCAAUUCUCUUGAAUUGCUAAACAUUGGCAAAAACUGCCUAUCAAAUGAUUUCGUGACACGAAUAAAAGAUAGUCUCAUGCGCAAUACGACGCUGACGACACUGGGUCUGCAGAGUGCACACCUUAGUGCGAAUGGCAUCGAGACGUUGGCUUCUAUUCUGACUUUUGGUGGCAAUAGCACCUUGCAGCGCCUAGAUAUACGCGACAAUAAGUUAGAAGUGGAGAGUCUAACGAAAAUUGCUGAAGUGCUCAAAUCAAAUACAACAAUCACGCAAAUCGAUAUCGAUGAUGAGCCGAAACGUUUGUCGUUUGAAAAAUUACAAAUAGUGCCACAUGUCACGGAUUUAUACAACCAACAGACGACAAAAUCAGCGGAGUGUGUGGGCAGCGAGGCGCACAUGGACUAUACGCGCGUAUUGGAAAACGUGCGCUCAAUGUGUUCGCGUAAUGAAAAAACGCAGGCGCAAUUACAAUCGGACAAAUCACAUACAUGUGGCGCGACUAAUAAACGACGCAGCGGCUACUAUAUGGGCUCACGCAAAAUCUCAUUGACCUGCCAUACACGACCGCUCUUCGAGUCUACUAGCGUGAUGACCGCCAACGCCUCCCCAGCACCAUCGGCGGUCAAUACGAAGUUGGAAGCGAAGCGAAAAACCGGUGCACGUCUGCGCUCACCAGUGCCCAGUCCACCAACAAUUUCACCAUCUUCUUCGCCAAAUCGCAGUCGUUUUCAGGUAUUUCGUGUCACCGAAGACAGUCCGGUUACCUCACCCCUGGCUCAAACACCGCCCUCAACUGCAUCAUCUACAUCAUCGCUAGCCACCAACAGCAAUGGUAGCACCGUUUCUAUGCCCGCUGAUAUGCCAUAUAAGAGUUCAUUGAGCGCCCUACCGGCGGCGGCAUCUAGCUCACUCCCAACGUCCAGUUCGCUGCCCUCAAUGGCUACUGUUACAUCGUCGACACAAUCGAUUAAACGAUUUUCAUCGUCGCAACGCUCACGUUUUCUGGUAUCGAAAAUCUACGAAGAUCCACGCGUGCCAUUAUCAAGUCGCUCAUUACCGCCAAUUACACCACCGAUCCAUUUGCCGCCUACGCCGAUAGCUAAGCAUGCACCGGAAAAUGCCAAGCUCACUAUAUACUCUGGUGCACAAGCGAAGCCAAUAGAACCGGCAGCAACAACAAUAGCGGCGGUAGUACCAGUAGUUGACACCAAAGCGGCGGGUGAAAAUUCAGCAACAGCAACUCAACAAGAUAAAGUCUCAACUGCUAUUAAACACGGCGGCGAAAGUGACAAAAUUGUGGUUCAACAUACAACACUUAUAGUCACACCGCCAACUCCCGCCAUUGCCGAAGACAGCGGCAGCAACACAAGCACAAAUAUUCCUGAUUUUAGUCAGAAUAUUUCUGAAAAAGAAGUUAAUAGUACAAAAACAAUAGCCGAAAUGCCGACGCUACAAGCAGAAAUAUCACAACCAGCAGGUCAAACAAUACUGCAACCAAGUGAACCACAACAACAACAACCACUCUCACCGCCAAACACUAAUGAAGUAUCCACAAUCGAAAGUCAAGCGACCGCCGCCACUGUUACUACCACUACUAGUACACAGAAUUCUAACAUUACUUCAUUAUCGCCCAGCUGUUCGUCUUCGUCCUCUUCAUCAUCGACAUCGCCUGCGUCGCUGCAUUCGAAUUCCUCAGCAACAACGACAUCCUCACCGCUGUCACCCAUAUUUUCCAGUAGCUCGAGUGACUCCACUGAUGGUAUUGGUGGUAAUGUUGGUGCUAUUGGUGAGCUCAGUUUGCGCGAUGAACUCUUAAAUGCAGCUACUACUCGUUGCCCACUUGCCGUUUUCAAUGACAAUGAUAACGACAUUACGCUCACCAAGAAUUCAACAACCGAUUUGAGCUCAUCUUCUGCGUCGCCGUUAACAACGGAAGAAUCACAACAACGCCAACGUAAAGUCUCGUGGAUGGCGAAUCCAGGCGCUGUGGACAAAUUACGUUCACUAUUCUUUCAGCGUAGCUCAUCGCCUGAGAAUAAGACACAGCCAUCGUCAGCGGCUAGUACGCCACCACAAACAAAUCCUACAGCUAUGCUUCCCUCUACUUUGAACACAACAGUUGCCAUUAAUAAUGCUACAGCUUUCAAUGUUAGUGACUGCACUUUAAGUGACGCCUCUUCACAACAGCUCUUGCAAAAAUUCGUCCAUGCCUCGCAACAGUUAAGUAAGGUCUUUCGACAAAAUCUCUCUUUUGGAAAUGAGGCUACUACAACAUCAACAGUAGCAACAACAACAACAAAUACGAACACUGGUAUUACAAGCGGUGCCAGCGGCAACACAAAUGACGUUUUAUCAGGCGGUUCUGAUGGAAGUGGCGUUGGUAACAUUACACUAACAACAGAACAGCAUGAUAUUGCGCUCAUACCCACCGAAGUUAAGCAAGAAAUCAAAGAGAACAUCUCACCGGAGCAUACAAUCAAUGAGGAGACAUUGCAAAGCUUACAAAAGCUCACAGGGAUCGAGGAGGCGGUGCGUUGUGUAAAGGAGCAGCAGCAACAGUUGCAGCAACAACCACCACCACUAGGGGCGGUAGCAUUAUUGGAGGAUGUGGACGCUGCGGGGGUGAUUAAAAAAUCUACAGUGCUCGAAGAUUUCAAUGCUAAAACCACUGGUAAUGCCAGCCUGGUUAGUGGCUUACACGCUGUCGAAGGAGCUAAUCUAGCACUGGCGCCAGCGUCAGUCAAAAAAGAGGAGCCAGUUAGCAGUGCGCCCUCGAAUGCUUCUGCUAGCACUUAAUUUAACGGGUUCUUUACUUUCUAACUGUAAACUUUAAAAAUUAUUUAAUUCUUUUACAUUUACUUAGAUUUUUUAAUUUAAAAAUUGGGAGUUGUAUUGUUGUAUACCUACAAUAUUAAUCUAUACAGACAGAUAUACAGAUAUAUAUAUAUAUAUUUGGCGAUUACGCACUUAAGUAACUUAAAAUUAGUGGAUUUUCUAAUCUUUGUGCUAGCUUUAAGAAGUAAUUACGCGCUUGCUUCGCUCCCACUUUUUAUUUACGCUUAGACAGUGUACAUUUUUUUCUCAAAUAACAACUACAAAAAGUUGAAAAGUGUUGAAAAUAUGCUAAAUAUGCUGUGUGUACCGUUAGCAAGCGGAACUAUUAUUACAUUUAUGUAUUUUUUCAAACAACGCUUAAAUUAUUUCCAAGUUCUACACAGCCAUGAAAGCUGUUAAGUGUUACCAUAUGACGUCAACUACAAAACUGCUAGUUUCUGUUUUCAACUCAAUCUCAAUUGCUGUGUGUUACGCGUGUUAUUUCAAUAAUUUCCAUUGAACUUUUGCAACUGAGGAAUAAUAAUGUGAUUUCAAAUGCGAGCGUAAAUGGUGUAUUAAUGUCUACUAUUAUUGUUCUUUUACAAAACAAUGUUGGUGUGGGUGUGUAUGUGCGUGUGUGUAUGUUCAUAACUGUAAAUAUGUAUUUGGUUAAGCCUAAAAGCAUUAAAUUUAGGCAAUGGCGUUACCUGUUGAGCUGCAUUUGAUGUCGAAAUGAUGCUAUAAUUAUGUAUAUAAAUAUUUAUUUAAUUUAAAAACCGCAGUGGGGUGUUUUGUGGUGAUAAACAGUUUUUGUAGGCGUUUGCACAAACUCCUUAAGCAGGGUACUUGAUAUGCUUAAAGCAUUUUUCCCCAGGGUGUUUUGCACUUCUAUAACCCGAUGCCCAUGGCAAACAAGUCGUUUGAGUUAUUGCGAAUAAUGCGAAAAAAAUUGAAGCAAAAUAAAAACGAUAAAAGUAUGGAAAAGCAAAUACAUACACAAAAUUUAAAUAACAAAUUAUGUAAAACAAAUACACAAAAAUUUAAAAAUAAAAAGUAUAUAUUAAGCAAAUAUAUACCUUAAUAAUAUGAAAUUUGCACUCACAACAAAUUGUGUAAAUAGCGUGGAGUUUGUUUUUGUAAUGUGUUCUUUUUUUUGUUUUGAUCAGAUCUGAUUUAAGAUUUCAAAUCAAUUUUCUUAAAGCAAACCAAAAAUUUCCAAAUAAACUAAACUAAAUAAACUAAAAUUACUGCGAUUAGCGGCAAAGUUGAAAAUUUAUGAAUGUGUACUUAUUUACACAUAUUUUCUAAAAAUUAAUUUAUUAAGCAAAAUUUGUAGAUUAAUAUUAACUUAAAAAUUUUUAAAGUUCCAGCGAAAUGUGAUUCAAGGUGUUUAAAAAUACUUGCAAAUAAAACAAAAUAAUAAAUGAAAUUAGUCAUCAAAAUAUUAAUUAAAUUUAUAGUUUUUGGUUUUAUAUAAAAUCGUAUUAAAUUUCAUAUUACCGAAGUUGCAUUAAAACUAUUCGGCAAUAUGUACUAUAAAAUUAUUUUAUAAAUCUUUAUGAUACAAAUCAAUAAAAAUGGCAUAAAAUGCCUUUAAAAUGUCUAAUAGAUAUAAAAUAAAAUUGUUGAAGUGUGUUUUUUAAUUAACUUUGCAAACAGACACACAUACUUCAAAAGUGAUUUAGAGUUUGAUUGGCUGCCUUCUUGUGAAAGUAAUUCUAAAUUUGGUAAACGUUUUUGGUUUAUCAGUUCCAACGCAAAAAAAAAAACUAAUUAUAUGAUAAUAUUUAAUAAAAAUUAUAUAUGUAUAUCUUCUUCUUUAAUAGACACCGAGAUUAUACAAAAAAUAUAUAUAAUAAAAAUAAGUAUAUAUAUAUAUAUAUAAUUAAUGUACUUAAAUAUUAAGUAGACUCUCCAUAAUUAUUCAUUGCAUAAAACUUAAACACAAAAUUUUUUUUAAGCAUUUUAUUACUUUUCUAAGUUUUGAACUGGCGUUAAAAGUGAAAUUUGCACUAUGUGCUCCUAAAUUUACAAAAUUAAACAAAACACAUUGUUUGAUAAUUAUUAUUAAGUUCUAAACAAUUUAACAAAGGCUCUAACAAAUUAGAUUCAAGUAUGAAAUUUAUUUUUAACUUUUCCUUUGCAAAAAAACAUAUUUUCGGUCAUUACAAACAUUUUUACAAUUGAAAAUUGUUUAAAAAAUUAUAAUAAAUAAAUAAUAUUAAUAUUAAAAAAAUAUAAUAAUAAAUAAAUAAUAUUAACACAAAAAAUUUGUCAAAUUAUUUUUGAUUUUAAAUAGUAAUUUUACUAUACAAAAUUUGUUGUACAAUUAAGUCUUCAAUUCAAUUGAUUUAUUUUGAUUAUUAUUAUUUAUUUUGAAAACACAAAAAUAAAAAAAAAAUUUUAUUGUUCCUGUUAUCGGGAAGCCCAGUUGAAAUGGGCUAUUUGUUACUUAAUUGCAAAUAUAUAUGAAAAAGUCAUUUGAAAAAAAUGUAUAUAAUUAAAAUAAUUUCUUAAUGACAUUAUAAAAUAAUUUUUAUAUUUGAGGUUAUACUUGUACAAUGUAUAAGAUCAACAUAUUCCUACAACUUAAAUUUACUCUACGCCAUUUACACAAUAUAAACUAGAAAUGCAUAGAUGCUAAGAAACAGCAAUCGUAAUACAAUAAUAAAUAUAUGUAAAUACAAAUGUAGAUAUGUAUGUUAAAUAUUUAUAUCGUGUUUUCAGAAUAUGUACUGCUUUCUAAUGAAGUAACAAAUCCAUUACAGGUAUGAAUUUUAUCAUUUUUCACGACACUGUAUUUCGCUACUAUGCUUUUCUGCAUGAGCCUAUAAUAUAGCAUAUACAAAGCUUUAUAGAUAGUUUUUUAAAUUACAUGUUAAUUAACCACGUACUAUGUACAUUAAAUAUUUUACAAAUUUGCAUACAUAAAUAAUAUUUGUAAAUGUAAAUUACUUCUCAAAAAUUUAAGACUUUAGUUAUCAUCAACAUUAUAGCCCACCAAGCAUUUAUAUAAUGGGUUGUCAAAAAAGUCUUGCGGUAUUUUUAUUGAUUUUUUUUAUUUUUUUAUUGAAAUUGAAAUAAAUUUUUGAUGACUCAUGCCCAGCUCUUGACCGAUGCUACGGCUGCUACUAUGCCGGUCUCUUUCGACCAAUUCAGCGAUUUUAUCGCAAUUUUCGACGACAGGCCUUCCGGAGCGUGGCGCAUCUUCGACCACCUCUACACCAGAACGAAAACGUUGAAACCAUCGUUGUGCGGUGGAAAUGGAAACUGUAUCGUGUCCAUAAACUGCACAAAUUUUAUUGGCGGCUUGAGAUGCAUUUUUGCCUUUAUCGUAGUAGUACAGUAAAAUAUGCCGUAUUUUCUCUUUAUUUUGCUCCAUGUUUGCGACGCUAUAACUCGCGAACGACUUAAAAGAAACGACAAUCAAUCAAACACGUGUUAGCGCGUGAAAUGAGCUUUCCAAAAAGGUAUAGCAUGACCCGAUGCGACGAAUAAAACUAGAACUACGCGCUUUCAGCGCCAACUAGCGAAAAUACCGCAAGACUUUUUUGACAAACCAAUAUGUUCAAAUAUACUGUUGUUUAUUUACGUAUACGAUCUGAUAUAUUCUAUGCAAGUAUGUCGGUUUACCCUUGACUUAUCACUUGCAAUACUUACAGUAGCAGAAUUAUCUAACAAAAAAAAAAAUGUUGCUAACACAAAAGUUAGCAACAAUAAUUUAGUACAACUGAUAUGCCAUAAAUACACAAAAAAACAGUUAUUUCA